Messenger RNA from Schistosoma mattheei, 2037 nucleotides. Lineage: Eukaryota; Metazoa; Platyhelminthes; Trematoda; Strigeidida; Schistosomatidae. The record is from the annotation of a GenBank genome assembly.
AUGGUUACAGAGGAAAUUAAUGAAAAUUCAAUUGCAGAACGUUUACAUCAACCUGUACCUUUAGAUUUAUCUUAUCAUUCAUCAAUUUCAAAUGAAUCAAAUAUUUCUAAUCAAUUAUCAAUUUCAACAAUAACAACACCAUUUAUUAAUAAAUAUGAUAAAUCUACUAAUAUACAAUUAAGUAGUUUACAACAUACAUGUAUUAGUAUACCAAUUAAAACAUCACAAUUAAAUGAUAAAUUCAAUAAUCAAUUAUAUUUUCCACAAUCAUCUAUUAUAGAACAAGUGAAUACAUCAUAUAGAUCUAAUUUAGAAAAAUUACAAAUGUUUUAUACAUUGAAAAGAAGUCAAUUAAAAUCUAUGAAUGAUUUAUAUCAUUCACCAUUAAUAACUAUACCACCACCUGAACAAUUAUUAGCAUUAACAAUGUUACAUAAUCAUAAAUCUAUUAAAUUCACUCCAAUAAUCAACACGAGUAAUAAUAAUAAUAUUUCAUUGUUACCAAGACAAUUAAAUCAAACUAUUAAAAACGACUUAGUUACUAAUUUAUCUUCAACUAUUCCAUCAUUAUAUGAUAAUCAAUUUAUCGAUUUAAACAAUAAUAAUAAUAAUCAAUAUUGUAAUUCAAUUCCAUUUGAAUUAAUAUCGAUUUAUUUAAAAAUGUUAGAAAAAUCAAAAAAUUUUAAUGAAAUUUACAAAAAUGAUGGUAGUAACUAUUCCUAUGAAACUAUUUAUAAAUGGUUAUUAUCAUUACGUAAGAAUAUUUAUACAACAAUCGAUAAAGAUUUAAAUAAUCCGCCUUUGAAUUAUCCAAUUAAAACAAAACUUUCACAAACAGUAGUUCAUGUUGAAAGUGAUAAUAAUAAUAAUAAUAAUAACGGUAUUAAGAAUAUACCUAAGAAACAUAAAACAAUAACAAGUGUUUUAGAUGUAUUACCAUCAGAUAGUAUAGAAGUAGUACAAGGAUUAUUAUCAACAUGUGUAAAUCAUUUUACACCUAAACGUGAACGUUAUACAUGCCAUUUUUGUGGUAAACUAUUUCCUAGAUCAGCUAAUCUUACUAGACAUAUACGUACACAUACUGGUGAACAACCAUAUAAAUGUAUACAUUGUCCAAGAUCAUUUAGUAUUAGUUCUAAUUUACAACGUCAUAUACGUAAUAUACAUCAAAAAGAAAGACCAUUUCACUGUAAUGUUUGUUUAAAACGUUUUGGACAACGUGCCAAUUUAGAGAGGCAUGUUCGAAAUCAUUUAAUCAGUAAAUAUCAUCAUCAUCAUCAUCAUCAACAACAACAGCAUCAAUACAAGCCAUUAUUAUCACCUACAUGGUCAUCAUCAUAAUCAUCCUUCAUCUUUUCAACAGUGAACACAAAUUUUUCCCUAGAAUAACGUGAUAUUAUAUCAAGUAAUUCAAAUAGAGUUUAUCCUAUUGCUGUCCAUCAAUAAGACAGACAUUUCUCUCUAUGUAUUCUUAUUUAAAGCCCUUAGUAUUAGUGAUUUUGUAACUUUCUUCUCAAAUCAAUCCUGAUAAAGAAUUUUGUUGAUCUUGUGUUCAUAUAUACACAUACAUAUAUGAUAUAGUUACUUGAUUUGAUGUAAUUUAUGUUUGUUUGUUUGUUGUUUACAUUGAUGACCAUGAUCUUAUGAUUGAUUUGAUCAAUCAAUUAUGUAUAUCAUGUCUUCUCUUCUUUUUUCCGUUGUUGUUGUUGAAAAGUAGUAAUAAUCGGAUGAUGUACUCGCUUCCUUUAGUUAUCUUACAUAUAAUACACCGUGUGUAGUGUAUAUCGUCUGUUAUCUGUCAUAUUCAUGAAUCUAUACAUGCAAAUAUAUACACAUUUAUAUACAGUUUAAUACAUAUACAUAUAUAUAUAACAAGAUAAGGAAAAGACUUCACAUUGUUGAUGAUAAGUUGUUUUUCUCUUUUUAGAUAAUCCUGUAGUUAUUAACAACCAACCAACCAAUCAAAUCAACAACAACAAACCAACGAACAAUCAAACAAAAGUAUCUCAUAUAUUUAUCACAUCCUUAAAUAAUAUG